Molecule: messenger RNA, 3969 nt
Organism: Amyelois transitella
Lineage: Eukaryota; Metazoa; Arthropoda; Insecta; Lepidoptera; Pyralidae
Exons: 3
Coding region: 270-3758 (1162 amino acids)
Biological process (GO): trehalose catabolic process
Molecular function (GO): alpha,alpha-trehalase activity
Source: RefSeq, a predicted model, not a curated record
GCUGUUCUCACUGGGUUAUAAAGACUCUUGCGGCCUUCUAAAGUUUAGCCUGUCGGUGUUCUGCUAGCGACGAACACAGUAUAUUGUCACCAUUCGAACGAAUCACGCGUACAUAUCUCGAUAUGUUCCGAUAAAUCUAAUCACGUUUAUAAAUGCCGAUAUAAUCUAGGGUGCCAGUGCGGUGUAUUAAAAAAGUUUACGACGGUAAUUUGUGCGUUUCGAAUUGUUCCAAAUUUGAAGUUUUUGUUUUUCAACUGAAAUUCUGCUUUAUGAUGUGGCAGUUGAUUCUACUGUUAGUAGUGGCUUCAGCAAUCAGCGGCGAGCUGCCCCCCUCCUGCGACCGACCCGUCUACUGCAACAGUGCACUCCUGCAUCAUGUUCAACUGGCGCGCGUCUUCCCCGAUUCCAAGACUUUCGUUGACUACGAAAUGAGAUACGAUGAGAACACAACGUUGAAAGCAUUUAACGAACUACUCAACGAAACAAACAACGACCCUAAUCGGGACCAAAUCAAAUUAUUUGUUGACCAGUAUUUCAAUAACGACACUACUAACGAACUAGAAAACUGGACACCAACUGACCACUCGGAAAACCCAGAAUUCUUAAAUGAAAUAAACGAUGAAGACUUACGACAAUUCGGAAAAGAUAUAAACGCGAUAUGGCCUGUUCUGGGAAGAAAAGUUACCAAAGCAGUUUUUGAGAAUCCUGAACAACAUAGCUUGGUGCCUGUCAGUCACGGUUUCAUCAUACCUGGAGGUAGAUUCAAAGAACUUUAUUACUGGGACACGUACUGGAUCAUUGAAGGUCUUCUUAUAAGCGACAUGGAUGACACCGUCAGAGGUGUAUUAGAAAAUCUUAUUGAAUUGCUAAAGAAGUUCGGACAUAUCCCCAACGGGAGCAGAUGGUACUACCAGCAAAGAAGUCAGCCUCCUCUAUUGUCAGCUAUGGUGGCUUUAUAUUUCGACAAAACGCGUGAUACUGAAUUCUUAACAGCUAAUAUUGAUGCAUUGGAAGAAGAAAUAAAAUAUUGGCUUGAUACGCAAAUUGUUUCCUUUGAUAAAUCUGGAAGGACGUACACAUUGCUAAGAUAUUACGCUCCCAGUGAAGGCCCCCGUCCAGAAUCUUAUUAUGAAGAUUGGACGAACGCACAAAAAUUUGACACAGAGGAAAGGCGGACAGAAUUUUACACUGAUUUAAAAAGUGCUGCUGAAAGUGGUUGGGAUUUCUCAUCGCGUUGGUAUAUAGAAAAGGACGGAAGCAAUAAAGGAGACUUAACAAUGAUCCACACUCAAGACAUAGUCCCUGUCGACUUGAACUCAAUCUUCGCUAAUGCUCUAAGCAACAUGGCUUACUUCAAAGCUGUUUUGAAGAAACCUAACGAGGCAGCACAUUGGGGAUACCUGGCCAAGCAAUGGAGGAACUCCAUUGAAGAGGUUUUAUGGAAUGAAGACGAGGGAGUGUGGUUUGACUAUGAUUUGAGUCACAAGCAGCAUCGCAAGUAUUUCUACCCUAGCAAUGUUGCUCCUUUAUGGAUGAGGGCGGUGGAAGAUGAGUUGGUUGAAAAACACGCUCCCCGUGUUGUGAAUUAUUUGCGUAACUCUAAGGGUCUCGACUAUCCUGGCGGUGUUCCAGUUUCCUUGGAUUACACUAAAGAGCAAUGGGACUUCCCUAACGCUUGGCCUCCACUAGUGAGCUUGGUAGUGAAUGCUUUAGAAGCGAUAGGCAGUGAGGAAGCUCAGACAAUGGCAUUUAAUGUAGCUCAAACGUGGGUACGCGCAUGUCACAAGGGAUUCUCCGACAAUGGCCAAAUGUUUGAAAAAUAUGACGCGCAAACUCCUGGCGCAUUUGGAGACGGAGGCGAAUACACCUUGCAAUUCGGUUUCGGAUGGUCCAAUGGCGUAGUUCUUGAAUUUCUGAAAAAAUAUGGCAGAACUCUAACGGCGAAGGAUUCUCCAGGAAAUGAUAGAAGUAAAGUUGUUUAUUUGGAAGAUAUUAAAAGCAACGAAAGUGGAGCUUAUAUCCCCACACUAAACAUGCCCACCAUCAAACGAAUCUACCCCUUACUGGGACUGCUCGGGGCGUGUGUACAGGCCGCGACAAAGCUCUCAGUGUGCAACUCUUCAAUUUAUUGCUCCGGCGAACUCCUCCACAAAGUGCAACUAGCGCGCCUUUACCCCGAUUCCAAAACAUUCGUCGAUAUGAAACUCAAACAUCCCGAAAAUGAAACAUUGGCCUCUUUCGCUAAACUCAUGCACGACACCGAACACAAUCCGUCACAUGAACAGCUGCUAGAGUUCGUGGAAAAUCAUUUUUUGGAAGGAAAUCAACUGCAACAGUGGAACCCGCCCGAUUUUGACCCAAAUCCGCCGAUUCUCGAACAAAUUUCUGAUCCACAGCUGCGAGAAUUUGCGAAAAAUGUUACAAAAAUUUGGGCUAAGUUGGGCCGAAGAGUAGAGCCCGAUGUUGCCGAGAAACCAGAACUAUCCAGCCUGCUUUACGUGCCUAACGGAUUCAUAGUUCCAGGAGGACGAUUUAAGGAACUAUAUUACUGGGACUCUUAUUGGAUGGUACGAGGACUCCUAUUGAGCAAUAUGAUUGAAACAGCUAAAGGUAUGAUUGAAAAUUUGCUGUAUUUAGUUGAAAAAAUCGGCUACGUACCUAAUGGUGGUCGAAUAUACUAUUUUGGCAGAAGUCACCCACCGUUGCUCACAGCUAUGGUCGCCAAUUACUUCGAGGCUACUGGUGAUUUAUCUUUUUUGGAGAAACACAUCGCAACUAUAGAAAAAGAGUUACAAUAUUGGCUCGACAAUAAGAAAAUGAAUGUCAAUAUAAACGGAACAGAAUAUAUGCUUUUGAGAUAUUUAGCCGCCGGUAAUAAAAAAGAUCCGCGUCCCGAAUCAUAUUACGAAGACUACACAAAUUCUCUGAACAUGCAAGAGGAAAAACGUGAAAAUUUUUAUUUGCAAAUAAAAAGUGCCGCGGAGAGCGGCUGGGAUUUUUCCUCUCGAUGGUUUAUCUCCGCGACAAACAGCGAGCUCGGCAGUUUGACGGAUCUGCGGACGACAUCAAUCGUGCCGGUGGAUCUGAAUGCUAUUUUCGCCGGCGCCCUUGAGCUGGCCGGCGAUUUUAGAAGUCAUCUGAAACAUCGCCGCGAAGCGCAGAAAUGGUGGAGCCUUGCCAAGUACUGGAGGAACGCAAUCUCGAAAGUCCUCUGGGAUCCGGAGGAUGGAGUAUGGUACGACUAUGACAUGGACGCGAAGUCGUUGCGGAAGCACUUUUACCCGAGCUGCAUAGCUCCAUUGUGGGCCGGAGCCGUAGAUAUAGAUUUAGCCCCAAAAUAUGGAGCCCAAAUAGUCCGAUAUUUGCUCAAAUGUGGAGCGUUAGAGUUUCCGGGCGGUGUGCCCACGUCUAUACUAAAUUCAGGGGAGCAAUGGGACUAUCCUAACGCUUGGCCGCCUCUGCAAUCGAUACUGAUCUUCGGUUUAGACAAGAGUGGUGAUGAGGAAGCGAAACAGUUGGCGAAAGAGCAGGCGAAGUUGUGGCUGCGCGCGAACUAUAUAGGUUACAGUACGUGGCAGAAAAUGUUUGAAAAGUAUAACGUGUUGCAACCGGGCCACGAGGGCAGUGGUGGAGAAUACAUCGUGCAGGAUGGGUUCGGGUGGACAAACGGGGUAGUUCUAGAAUUACUAAGCAGAUACGGGAAAGAAAUAACUUUAAACGACGACAUGAGCCCGGGCCCUAAUGUUUUUCAAGUCUAGAUAAAUGAAAAAUUGUCAGUGAUAAUUUUUGUGACAGGUAAUAUAAUAGAUAUUUAUUAAAGCGUUCCAGAGUAGGCAUAAUUUAGUAUUGUUAUUAACAUUUAUAGUUAUUUAUUAUAAGCGAAAUGUGACACUUGUUAUUGUGUAGAUAAUUGUGAGAAUGCUUACGAGUGCAAUGAUACUAAGCAAUAAAUUUAUUUUUGUAUGUUAA